CGAUAGACGAUCAAAUUCCGAACCAAUUCCGAUCAAAGGAUGACUGGUGUUCACCAUCUACCAUCAAAUUUUGACGGGCCGCACUUUUUUGACAAAGUAGGUUUCACCAUCCAUCGCCGUGUUCGCAUUUCCAAUAUGGCGAUCUAACUGUUAUUGUGGUGUUGUUGUGAAUGUGAAGUAUAUUAAAAUGGACCCGCGUUUCGUCUUUAAAAAUAAAACUGUACAACCCGCAACAGCGAAAGUUGUGUUAAAUGUAGUCAGAAAGACACAGCCGAAUGAUAAUACUACCAAGAAAACUACUACUACGACCAUCAUUAACAAAAGGAACCGCGAUGAAAAAGAAGACUCAACAACUGCGACCCAAGUAGUUAAUAAGAAGUGGCCUCCUGAGCACAUCUUGGAGCUCAUACUUGCCUACAAAGGGCAACCCUGUCUGUGGGACUUGAAGCAUCCCCAUUAUCGAAACAAAGGCAAGCGCAUGCUGGCCUUAGCCGGGAUAAGGCAACUCAUGGACAUUUUCCGUCCUGGCGUAACAGAAGAUGAUAUCUUAAGACAGUGGAACAGUGUUAGAACACAAUUUACCACUGAAUUUAACAAGAUGAAUGAAAGACUUCCCAGCGGCUCGCCGGCUCCCGAGACUCCGUCCGAGCCGUACAUUUCUAGUAUGACGCACUUCGAUGAGCUGAUGUUUCUCUCAGAACAAGUUGGUGGACGCAAGUCCACCUGCAGCUUGGAGCUGACUCAGGAGAGUGAAGGUGGAGGUGGAAUUGAUGAUGCAAUUUUGCAAGAUGAGAAUGAGGACAAUUUUUUCAAUUCUGACAAAGGAUCAACUAACAGGACCAAGAAGAAGAAGAAGGAGGAAAAAUUGGACAUAAAUAGCUUCAUCUCAGCCUCUACUUUAGCGAUGCGUGCUUUAAGUAACCCAAAUUCCCAAUCGCCUACUCCACCUCCACCUCCACCUCCACCAGCAGCUCCAACUGCACCGAUAGCUCAGAAUGGAGGAGGACGCUUUGCAGCCUUCGGCCAAUACAUUGUCUCGCAGCUUUCAAACCUACCGGCAGAUAGAGCCAUAGAGCUUGAAGGGAAAAUUCUGGAUGCGAUUAGAUCCACCAUGUAUUAAGAAAUUGACUUUGGCAUGUAGAUUUUCUUAUUUUUUACUUUAUUUUUUUUUUACUUCCUUAGAAUUCUCUUUACUAAUGUUUAGGUGCAUGAGUAUGUGAAGAAAUAUUCAGUCCUGCUUGAUGCACAUUGCCUGUGGGUCAUUUUCGUGUAAAAAAAAUCUCAUGUUUAGGUGCUCAUGUACCCUCAUCUCCAGAUGCAAGAGUAUGUGAAAGAAUGUCCAGUUCUGCUGUAUGUACAUUGCCCUUGUGUUAUUUUCAUGUAAAAUAGAAUGUACAUUUUAAUAUUAAUUUGUAAGGUUGUAGAAAUUAGGCUUUCCUCCGCCAUUUUCUCCUAUAUUUUUGGAUGUUCCUUUUUUACAGUUACCUCUUUGAAGAAGAAAAUAAGUAAAUAUGUACAAAUCUAUUUUAUAAGAAAAUUCGGUAUCGUGGGUGCUCUUAACAUGAUCUCAUAGCGGAACUGCAGGGACCUCUUCAUAAGAGAUUACGCCACCAGUGGCUGUUUCAGAUGAAGUAUUUCUCUUCAAGAAGUCCCAAGCGUUUCCUCAUGUAAUCACUGAUUUCAUUUUUUUACCUUAAAUGUUGUCAUUUAUUCCAAAAAUAUUUUAUGUAGUAUUAUUUAAAGGUGCAUUAGUUCAUGAGAGAAAAAGGCUGAUUCUCUUUCCCUUGGUUCAGUUACUCUUGCCUUAAUUCUUACAAAGAAUUUUUAAGUCUGAUGUUUAUAUAGGUAAUAUGUUAUUAUCUGGCUGGCAACAAGUGAGCAAUAAUGCGUCAAUGUCGCCGAUGCAUCGUUUUUCUCAACAUCACUGCUGUGUUGCAAUUUUACUAGACUUUAAAACUUUAUAAAAGACUUUAUAACUAGACUUUAUAAAAGACUUUUUCAGCAAAAUUAAAUUUUUAAAAUGAAGUGUCAAGACAGUAAUGCUGUAUUAAUUUCUCCCACACAAGCAUAAUUUUGUCAGUGUUUCUGAGAAUUGUAAUUUUACAAAAUAGUUCUACAGUUCUUUGGCAUCAUUUUCAGCUGUCCGAGGUAAUAUUGAAACAAAUUAACUUUAAUUUAUUUGACUCAUUGUCUCUUGGCUGAUAACUUUAUUUUAUUUGACCCAUUGUCUCUGGGCUGAUGUUUUUGUUUGGGUUCCCGGAACUUCUUUGAAAGAAUUUUUGAAAACAUCUCAAAGAGCUGUACUUUUAAGUUACUCUUCUUUCCAUUUGCUUCUUUUCUAUUAUUUAAUUUAAAACCAAGAAUUUCUGGCUUAUGUUGAUGUAGGCAGCAUGUUAACUUAAUUUUGUUGUCUGUAAAAGGAUUCAGUUUCUGUGAUGGGAAGCAGAGGGAGUCUUAAUAUUUUUGAAAAUUCUCAUAGUUCAUUUCUUCAUAAUGAGAGGGGGAAAUUUUACCCUUUCGGUUAUUUCAUGUCUCCAUUCCUUACUUGCAACAUUAGAGUUCCUGGUCCUCAUUUCGAGGUAGGCAUAAUACAAAGUUUAAUUUCAUUAGAAAUGAAGGGAUCUGAAUUUAUUUUUCCAAGCAUAAAGAAAUAUGAAAGGAUUCAAUAUUGAAUAGUAUUGAAAGAAUGUUAUUUUGUCACUUGUUUCAGUCAUUCAUUCCUGAAUUAGAAUUAUUUUAAGAACUGUACUAAGUAUUUCUAAGUCUAUUGAUGUAGGCAUUACAUUAUUGAAAUUUCCUUUAUUAUAUAGAUGCAUUUUAUUCGUUAAAUACAAUUUUUAUUAGCCUGAAAUUAA
This is a messenger RNA of Bemisia tabaci, 2855 nucleotides long. NCBI's taxonomy places the organism in Eukaryota, Metazoa, Arthropoda, Insecta, Hemiptera, Aleyrodidae. The record is from RefSeq and is a predicted model, not a curated record.